AUGAACCUACUUACGCAGAAGGGUGCCGAAGAACCACGUUAUUGGACCUUACGGUCUUCUCGCGGUGAAAGUUGUCUACCUAUGUUGAGGAACACUGUACAAAUUCAUCAAAGGAUAUACGAACCUGUCAGGCUUUGGCUGGAGAUGCCGUUCAGAACAGUCGACUCUUGGAAACUAACCUCCGACACUGCCAUGGAAUCUUCUACGGUUGAAGUCCUUGUCGAUCAAGAGCUCAAGUCCACCAAUCAGAAACUCCGGCGCAAAGGCAGUUUUGUCGAAGCCAUCCUUGCAGGCACCCUGCUUAACUAA
Somion occarium is the source of this 309-nucleotide messenger RNA. The record is from the annotation of a GenBank genome assembly. NCBI's taxonomy places the organism in Eukaryota, Fungi, Basidiomycota, Agaricomycetes, Polyporales, Cerrenaceae.